Molecule: messenger RNA, 213 nt
Organism: Paracoccidioides brasiliensis Pb18
Exons: 1
Coding region: 1-213 (70 amino acids)
Source: RefSeq, a predicted model, not a curated record
AUGCGUCACCAAGACAAACAUGAAGACGAGGAGCUGCUUCAGGUUACCAAGGGUUUCAUUCUUGUGGUUCAGGCGGUCGAUACUCCAAGUGUCUUCGAGCCUGAGUCUGCAAUGAGCACUUCAGGCACGCAACUGGGUAAAGCUCAGAUGCAGAGGAUGGAAAAGGGACACAACCAACUGAAAGCAGAGGAGGAGAAGAGGGGGGGGUUCUGA